This is a messenger RNA of Athalia rosae (coleseed sawfly), 1931 nucleotides long. It is a transcript of the gene ref(2)P, whose product is annotated as sequestosome-1. The record is from RefSeq and is a predicted model, not a curated record. The coding region runs from base 205 to 1713 and encodes 502 amino acids. Lineage: Eukaryota; Metazoa; Arthropoda; Insecta; Hymenoptera; Athaliidae. Gene Ontology annotation, molecular function: K63-linked polyubiquitin modification-dependent protein binding; zinc ion binding; protein kinase C binding. Gene Ontology annotation, biological process: endosome organization; aggrephagy; mitophagy. The transcript has 3 exons. Gene Ontology annotation, cellular component: aggresome; amphisome.
UUGAGUAUAAAACGAGCGGUCAUCAACUGCGCACAUCAUUCGAAGAGCGUCUUUCGUGUGGUGAACUCGUAGAUACGAAAAGGAUUUGUUUUUAAAUAUUGGAUUCAAAUAACGGAGAGUUGAUAAUUUUGUGAAAAUAUAUAGAUACUUCGUAACCUACGCUGCUCACUAUAUACCAAAAGAAAUAUAUAAUAAGUGUUUACAAUGGCUGACACCGUCAGUUUCAAAGUGUAUUUGACAAAGGAAGAAGAUCCAAUUGACGCGAAACCCGAAGUGAGGAGAUUUGGUAUCGACAAGGAUGUCGUUUCUAAUUAUUUGUAUUUGACCGAGAAGCUGCAAGCUGUUUUCGCGUCUCUUAGAUCAAGACGUUUCACAAUUUCCUGGAAAGAUGCCGAUGGUGACAAUGUCAUUAUAUCAAGUGACGAGGAACUCAAGAUUGCCCUGUCUGAAACCAAUUGGAAAGAUGUUCGCCAGUUAUAUGUACUCCUUCAUUCUGAAUACACCAAUGCUUCCAAUGAUGAGAGGGAGUUACCACGGACAUUGCAUGUUGGAAUAACAUGCGAUGGAUGUGACAAAGAUGUUCAAGGGUUCCGGUAUAAGUGCAUACAAUGCCCAGACUAUGAUUUGUGUGCUGACUGCGAAGCAAAGGGUCUUCACCCUGAGCACUGCAUGAUCCGUAGUGCGGUUCCACUCCAGUGGAGGCCUCAUUUUGGACGUCGUCUGGCUCACCACAUGAAUAAGUUUGCCAGAAAGAGUGGGCAUUCUCCAUGUGAGAAGGAAAAGGAAACUUUAGAAUGUCCUUAUAAAAAAGGGAAGUUUGGGCACCCAGGAAGUCAUGGUCAUGGUCAUGCUCGUCAUGGGGGAUCCCACGAUCGUCCUUCAUGGCUGGACAGUUUAGCUACAUAUUUGAACGAUUGGGCUCCAGGCAUUCCAGCAGAUGGAGAUUGCCCAGUGAGAGAUCCAUCAGUGCCAGAACAAACUGGAGAUUCUGAGAGAAAUGAGAGCAGCAACAGCAAAGGAGCACCAGGGCCAAGAGUCGACACCCAUGCAGAGUUUUUCAAAAAUAUUGGAGAAAAUCUCGCCAAUCUCUUGGAUCCAUUAGGGAUUGAUGUACAAUAUAAAUAUGAUGCUGGAAACGUACCUGCUGGAAAGCAAACUGCGAAUGGAGCAAAGUCACAAUCAUCUUGUGCUCCUCCGAGUACUCCUGCACAGAAGUUCCCUGGCGAAGGAAAAAAACUCAAUGAUGGUCCAGCUGCACCAAUAGCCCCCCAAAAUACACCUAUUUCUACAGGUGCACCAUCCAUGGAUAAACCAAGCCUUGAAAACGAAGGCUGGACAUUACUGAAUCAGCAGGAUACAGCAACAUCAGCUGUAGCAGCACCUGGCGGUACAUCUAAUGGAGCUAUUCCUAAGCAGCCAGCAACAAGUUUUGUACCACCAACAUCUACCGCAGCUACAGUUCCGGCUUCAGCACCACCCACGAAUCUGAUCUAUCCGCAACUUCCAAAACAGCCGGAAGUCAUCCCGGUUGGCGAGUCACCUGUGAUUUAUCAUCCAGACCCAAAUAUUCAACGUGCCGUAGUUGCAAUGAUGCAGAUGGGAUUCUCUAAUGAUGGUGGAUGGCUGACUCAACUGUUGGCUUCUAAAAAUGGCGAUAUAAGCAAGACUUUGGAUAUCCUGCAACCUGUUCGUCCAACUACAGACAAGCAAUAACGGAUAUCUAUACAAAAGCUCUAGCUUGUAGUUGACGACAAAAGCUCUUGAAUAUAUUGUUGGACGAUGCGUUCCAAUAUUUUAACGCAUAAAUUUAUUCCAAUACUGCUUACGGCAGAUCAUGACUGCAAGUAUUAUAAUCCAUUUCAAAUAAUAAUCUUGUGUUACUGGUGAUUGUAUGUUUAUGUUUGAUAUUAUACCAACCGGUUGGAUGUGAA